AUGGAUGAUGAAGCACCAUCCUUAAACAAAUCAGACACCAAUGAGCAACAGUUAAAAGGAGCUCGCUGGGCUCAAGACCAGAACAAGAAGAAUCUGUCGUUCGAGAAAUCCGGGGCAUGGAGGAACUCGAAAUGCGUCGGAGGAAAGCAAGAAUAUUCGAUUCGCGUACGACGCGCCGUCGCCACAAGCGUCGCCUCGACAGAAGCGUGGAUCCGAUUGGCGCACGGUGGCACGUCGGUUAUCCGUCAAUCCGGAACUGCUCAGGAAGCAUGGUGGGUUCAUCACUAA
Molecule: messenger RNA, 288 nt
Organism: Caenorhabditis bovis
Lineage: Eukaryota; Metazoa; Nematoda; Chromadorea; Rhabditida; Rhabditidae
Source: the annotation of a GenBank genome assembly